Messenger RNA from Charadrius vociferus (killdeer), 417 nucleotides. RefSeq names its product claw keratin-like. The transcript has 3 exons. Gene Ontology annotation, molecular function: structural constituent of cytoskeleton. The record is from RefSeq and is a predicted model, not a curated record. NCBI's taxonomy places the organism in Eukaryota, Metazoa, Chordata, Aves, Charadriiformes, Charadriidae. The coding region runs from base 1 to 417 and encodes 138 amino acids. Gene Ontology annotation, cellular component: intermediate filament.
AUGUCGUGCUCCAGCCUGUGCAUCCCUUCCUGUGGGGUGGCCGCCCCGGCCCCGCUGGCUGACACCGCCAACGAGCCCUGCGUGCGCCAGUGCCCCGACUCCACGGUGGUCAUCCAGCCCCCGGCCUCGGUGGUCACCUUCCCCGGGCCCAUCCUCAGCUCCUUCCCUCAGUACAGCGUUGUUGGCUCAGCGGGAGCCCCCGGUGUUGGAGGGGGUUACGGCGGCACUUUUGGAGGCCGUGGUGGUUUUGGAGGCUUUGGGGGCUAUGGGGUGUACGGAGGCCAUGGGGGCUCUGGGGGCUAUGGAGGCUUGUGGGGUUUAGCAGGGCCCGGGGGCUACGGAGGCCUUGGGAGCUGCGGAUAUGGCGGCUGGCGCCGUGGCCACAGGUACCUCAGUGGCAACUGCGGGCCCUGCUAA